AUGACUACUAACUAUCAAAGUGAAUAUGUCAAUGUGUCGAGUAUCAACAACAACAACAAUAGUAAUGUAUCAUUGGUAGCUACCAUAUUACCACCAUCAAGAGUUCGAGAACUUAUUAUUGGCAUACUUGUUUAUGGUAUUAUUAUCGUUUUAAGCGUUAUUGGUAAUGUUAUUGUUGUUAUAGCAAUAUGUCGCGUACAACGUUUACGUCAUCCAACAAAUUUUAUUUUAAUGAGUUUGGCCAUAGCCGAUUUAUUAGUGACAACAACAGUAAUGAUACCGGGACUUGUUUAUGAUAUUAAAGCUAAAUGGGUAUUUGGUACCGUAUUUUGUAAGAUUUGGGUAUCAAAUGAUAUUACAUUUUGUACCGCAUCCAUUCUACAUCUAGUUGCCGUUAGUAUCGAUCGUUUUGUUGCCAUUGAAAAUCCGUUAAGAUAUAAACAAAAAAUGACUAGUCAUACAAUAUUUAUAAUAAUUGGUUGUAUAUGGCUCAUUAGUGUUCUUCUAUCCUAUGGACCGGUUAUGCUCGGUCUAUAUUCUUUGGGCGGUGUUCCAGAUCAUUUUCGAGAUGAAACUAAGUGUGUCAUGCGUCCCAAUCGAAUAUAUUCUCUUAUAUCCUCAUCGACAUCAUUUUAUAUUCCAUUAAUUAUUAUUCUUGCUUUAUAUGCUAGAAUAUUUAUAACCGCUCGUAAACAUUCCUUAGAAUUGCAAAAAUUAGAAAAUAUCAUUAAACGUCUACAUAGUAAUGAACAAUUUGUUUUAGAAAGUUCAAAAUGGAAACGAGAUGCAAAAGCCAUAAGAACUCUAGGUAUUGUUGUUGGAGUAUUUAUUAUGUGUUGGCUACCAUUUUUUGUUAUGUAUCUUCGUCUUGCCUAUUGUGAUUAUAAAUGUAUUACUCCGUCUGUUGAACGUCUUAUUACAUGGGUUGGAUAUAUGAAUAGUUUUUGUAAUCCUGUUAUUUAUGCGUUUUCAAACAAAGAAUUUCGUCAUGCAUUUUUUGAAAUUCUUCAUUAUAAUCGAAGUUGUCGAUGUUUUCCAUUUUUAAUAAGUACAAAUAAUUCGGCAAAAGUACGAACAUCAAUAACAAAAUCUAAUUAUUCCAUGGCAUCAAAAUUUACGCCUCCAUUCGGUUUUCAAUCACGACAAACUAGCGUAGUGCCACCACAUCGUCCAAUAAACGGUUUGAUACAUUCUUCUUCUUUAAACGACCAAAUGAACGAUAUUAACAAUAAAACAAAUUCGUAUGAAAUGCAAAUAAUAAACGAUCUUCCAGGAAAAAAAAUUAAAAAUAAUCAUAAUAAUCAUUCGACAGAUAGAUACGAUAGAGAAUUAGAACAUUUAGUAACUAAUGGUGGCGGUGUACAAAAAACACGUCUAAUUCGUAUGAGUAAUUUAUUAUACGAUCAAGAUGAUAUCGAUUCAUCAACGGUAAAAAUUUAA
Didymodactylos carnosus is the source of this 1440-nucleotide messenger RNA. The record is from the annotation of a GenBank genome assembly. Lineage: Eukaryota; Metazoa; Rotifera; Eurotatoria; Philodinida; Philodinidae.